AUGUCAGCGUUUGUACUUAUAUCUGCGAAUGCGGCUUAUAAAAAUUUAGAGAAAACUCAAAAGCAUAGGAAGAAAAGUAGUAGUCGUAGUUCUGAAAUUUCAACAUCAAGAGUAUCAAUUUCAGAACUGUCAUUGGAUAAAAGCACCAGAACUUCCAUUGCAUCAUCUACGUCAUCAUCUGGAGAUUCCAAGAGUCAAAACACUUCACAAAAAAAAGUGUUCGAUGUCAAUAAAAAUGCAUAUGUUGAUCGUAAUACAUUAUUACUCCCUCCUGAUAGGGCAAUAAUAGGGUAUGAAAGAAAGUUGAAUAACCUUACUAAAUUCAAAUAUCAUGCUUUAAAUGAAGGGUUGAAUGGACAUUAUGUAAAAUUAUCGUUAGAAGAAGAUUCGCAUUGUCUUUUCACUAAAAAAAAUAUAUUAGUGUUAAGAUACAUAUAUUUUGAAGAAUUCAACUUUGAUGUAUCAUAUAUAAGAAGAACAGUGUCAACAGAAGGUACGAAAUUGGCACAUAUAAAUCAUAUUGCUAAAAUUCGUAGUAUAAAGGAAACUCUGGGACUCCCACUGUUGAUGGAUGAAGAAACAAAUGAAGAUAUAAAAGAUGAAUAUAAUAUGAAGAAUAUAAGAGGGGUAUUUAAUUCUUCGCAAUUUUGGAAUAAUGUAUAUCAAGAUAUGAAAUUUGAAUCUCAACGUGUGGGUGAAGAUGAACAAGAUCACUUCAAGAUUUUACCAGGAAUAUCACAAAUUAAAGAAUUUUUCGGUGAUAUAUUUGAUUAUUUUUUGUAUCACAUAGAUAUACUUGAUAUUCCUAUUACCUCGUCACUUGAAAAAUAUGCGUCUCAACUUCGGGGAUAUCAAUUUUUCUACUUAAGAGAUAAACAUUAUGAAUGGUUUAAUAUUAUGAGUAAUGUACAUCUUAGAAUGUACAGGAAUCAAUCAAUUAUUAGUAACUUUACAACCAAUUCAAAAAAUUCUGAGCAAUAUCCACUUCAACCAACUAUUGAAUUAUUAUUGAAAAUUAUCACUGAUAAUCUUAAACUGGUUUUUACUUCAAGAAGAUUUAAUCAUCAUGAAAGAGAAUUAAAUAAUAAGAUGUUUUCAUUUUGGAAUGAAUUCAUGCUUUUCUUAUUUAAAGAACUUAUAGUGGAACCUAAAAAAUAUAUCACAGAAAAUUCUACUGAAACCCAUGAUGAGAACAAAUCAUUAUUCACUGCAGGAUACCAAGAUGAAGAAAUUAUACUGGAAAGUAACUAUAUACUGACAACAAUUGAACAUAUUCAGAGUAUACCACCGCAUCAAUCAAGUCCAAGGUCUGGGUUUCGAAUCUUGGACGAGAAAGCCAACUACCGAAACUAUUCAGUGGUUUCCAGUAUGGCUAGCUCUGCACCUUCCAGCAUAUCUAUUCAAAGACAUGAAAGUACUCCAAUGACUGAUUUUUGCGUUCCUAUACAGGAAGAAUCCCCUACAACUACCACAACUUCUAAUUCUAAUUCUAAUUCAAGUAAUGGUAGUAUUAAUGAUUCAAAACCGAAAAGGCUGUUUUUUGGAAGAUUCAAGAAAUCUUAA
This is a messenger RNA of [Candida] anglica, 1563 nucleotides long. Lineage: Eukaryota; Fungi; Ascomycota; Pichiomycetes; Serinales; Debaryomycetaceae. The record is from the annotation of a GenBank genome assembly.